CUGUUUUAUCACUUUCAAAACAACACUUAUGUAUUCCAGAACGGUACUGUAUGGGUCAAUUAUCGGAUGUCCGUCAAAGCGCCUUGCGACCUCGAUUUGAGGACAUUUCCUUUUGAUAGUCAGUCCUGCAUGCUAAUAUUUGAAUCCUACUCACAUAAUAGUGACGAGGUAACGCUGAAGUGGAUGGAUGAAGCAGUGACGUUGAUGAAACCAAUACAGCUGCCGGAUUUCGAUUUAGUUUAUUAUACGACAAAAAAUGAAACGAUGCUCUAUCCAAAUGGUUACUGGGACCAGCUCCAGGUUAUUAUUUUUGUUUUCAAGCGACGUUAUGGGUUUUACAUUUUGCAAGCGUAUGUGCCGACGUAUUUGACCAUAAUUGUUAGUUGGGUUGGAUUUUGCAUGGAACCCAAGGCGCUACCGGCUAGGACGACGGUCGGUGUAUCCUCAUUGCUCGCCCUUACCUUCCAGUUUGGCAAUAUCUUGAAAAAUUUGCCACCAGUGUCCUAUAUCAAAGCAAUGGAUGUUUGGAUGCUUGGCUGUAUAACGUUUGUUUUUGGUACCAUGGUUGAAUUAGCGUUUGUUUGCUAUACGACACGCUGUUUUGACGGAAACUUAACGAAAAGUAUUACGCCGAGGAAAAAAAUUAGUCGAAGUCGUCGAUUAUUUUCGGAACCUGCGUUUCUGAAUCCGAACGGCGUAUGCCGCAAGAAUUCCUUAUCGCCCAGGGGUAAUUUGUCGUUGUUUCUAUAA
Molecule: messenger RNA, 750 nt
Organism: Gongylonema pulchrum
Lineage: Eukaryota; Metazoa; Nematoda; Chromadorea; Rhabditida; Gongylonematidae
Source: the annotation of a GenBank genome assembly